AUGCAACUCUGCGAACAAGUGCAAGUCGAGAUGGUGCCAACAGAUGCAAUCCAGAAGGCAGACCGGAGCCCCGUAACUGUCGCGGACUUCGGAUCGCAGGCACUGAUAUGCAAGGCAAUUGGCGAUGCUUUUUCCGACGACGUUAUCGUCGCUGAGGAAAGCGCGCAGGCACUGAAAGAGAACGCAUCGCUCUUAGAACGCGUCACAGGUUACGUGAACCGAUUUUGCAAAGAAACACCGCACUCGGCAGAGACCGUCUGUGAAUGGAUUGAUCGGGGGAGUGGUGAAGUUGGACCGAACUUCUGGACGCUUGACCCGAUUGAUGGCACGAAAGGCUUUCUUCGCCGUGAUCAGUACGCAAUCGCCUUGGCUUAUAUCGUCGAUGGCACUGUUCAACUUGGCGUUUUAGGUUGCCCAAACUUGCCAUAUCAGUUGAACGACGAAGACGCAGAACGCGGGUGCCUCUUUGUCGCUAUCCGCGAGAGCUUCGAGUCCACGCACGGGGACAGCGAGGCACACGGUAGCAUUGCGAAUGCCCUCGGAAUCACAGAAUCGCCUGUCCGCAUGGACAGCCAAGUGAAGUACGGCAUUGUUUCCCGUGGCGAAGCGUCGCUCUAUAUCCGUCUUCCGAACCCGGCUUACCCAGAUUACCGCGAAUGCAUCUGGGACCACGCUGCAGGACUUAUCGUAGUUGAAGAAGCAGGCGGCACGGUAACAGACGCGAACGGCAUCCCUCUCAACUUUCUGACAGGAAAACGGAUGCAUGAGAAUCGCGGAGUCGUCGCAACCAACGGAAAACUCCAUCAACACGUUUUGAAGGCGUUAGCCAAGUCGUAA
Molecule: messenger RNA, 837 nt
Organism: Geodia barretti
Lineage: Eukaryota; Metazoa; Porifera; Demospongiae; Tetractinellida; Geodiidae
Source: the annotation of a GenBank genome assembly